Molecule: messenger RNA, 546 nt
Organism: Necator americanus (New World hookworm)
Lineage: Eukaryota; Metazoa; Nematoda; Chromadorea; Rhabditida; Ancylostomatidae
Exons: 1
Coding region: 1-546 (181 amino acids)
Source: RefSeq, a predicted model, not a curated record
AUGUCGGCGACUGCAUCAGCGUAUAAGGCACUGACAACGAGAUGCCGCAACAUCGUGAUUGAUUGGUUAAGCAAAACCAAGGGACUUCUCGAAGCUUCUGAAAGUGAGAGAGUCAUCGCGAGAGAAUCAUCUUCUGAGUCAUCGCGCAGAGAUCGCGUACGAGAAAUACGUCUCUGUUUGACUGCCUGCGAAGAGAACACAAUCAUGUUGGAGACGACAUUGGAUAAGUUUACAAAAGCCUAUGACGACUUAGAGGAGCAUACGGACGACGAAGACAAAAAGAUGUACGAGUAUGUAGACAACAUCCACGACACCCUUGUGCAACUUAAUGAAAGACAGUCCGCUCUUAAGAGGGUGCUUCAAGGGUUACUGGAGGAGCAGGAAACACCAGAACGCAUGACGGACAGUAAUUCUCUUAAUCCUGACAUCUACCCCAUGGGACCACUUUCAGUGAGCAAACUGCCGUUGAUUCCUAUUCCCAAUUUCAGCGGCAAGCGCUGGGAAUGGGAAAACUUCUGGGGCACCAUUCAAGGCAAAUGUACAUGA